Messenger RNA from Panicum virgatum (switchgrass), 1423 nucleotides. RefSeq names its product NADPH-dependent aldo-keto reductase, chloroplastic-like. Bases 37 to 951 code for a protein of 304 amino acids. Lineage: Eukaryota; Viridiplantae; Streptophyta; Magnoliopsida; Poales; Poaceae. Gene Ontology annotation, molecular function: aldose reductase (NADPH) activity. The transcript is spliced from 7 exons. The record is from RefSeq and is a predicted model, not a curated record. Gene Ontology annotation, cellular component: cytosol.
CACUGACCGUUCUCCUUGGCUAAAGCGAGGAAGGAGAUGGCCACCUAUUUCACGCUCAACACCGGCGCCCGCAUCCCCUCGGUGGGGCUCGGCACCUACAAGGCCGGCCCCGGCGUCGUCGGCGACGCGAUCGCCGCCGCCGUCAAGGCCGGGUACCGGCACAUCGACUGCGCGCGCCUGUACAACAACGAGAAGGAGAUUGGUGUUGCUCUGAAGAAAGUCUUCGAUGACGGCGUCAUCAAGAGAGAAGACAUGUUCAUCACCUCCAAGAUAUGGUGCAGCGACCUCGCACCCGAAGACGUUCCGCUGGCAAUCGAAAGCACUCUGAAUGAUUUGCAGCUGGCUUACCUUGAUCUGUAUCUGAUUCAUUGGCCCUUUCAGAUAAAGAAAGGCAGUGAAAUUAGUCCUGAGAACUUCGUCCAGUUUGAUAUGCCCAAGACUUGGCAAGCAGUGGAGAAGCUGUACGAUUCAAGCAAAGCUCGCGCGGUCGGCGUGAGCAAUUUUACGACGAAGAAGCUGGCCGAUUUGCUUGCUAUAGCCCGUGUUCCUCCCGCCGUAAAUCAGGUGGAGUGCCACCCCGGCUGGCAACAGGCGAAACUCAGAGCGUUCUGCCACUCCACUGGAUUUCAUUUCUCUGCGUAUGCGCCUCUGGGAAGGAUGAAAGUUGUAGCGAAUAAUCCGGUGGUGACAUCAAUAGCCGAGAUCUUGGGGAAGACCCCGGCGCAGUUUGCUCUACGGUGGGGAAUUCAACAGGGUCAGAGCGUGCUUCCUAAAAGUGCCAAUGAGUCAAGGUUGAAGGAGAACAUUGACCUGUUUGGUUGGUCUAUUCCUGACGAACUGUGUGCCAAGUUUUCUGAAAUUGAACAGGUUAAGCAAAUCAGAAACGAUUCAUUUGUGCACCCUCAGAGUAUGUACAAAACAAUUGAGGAGCUGUGGGAAGGUGAGAUCUAAACGAAAAUCAUCACCGUUAUGAAAUCAAAUCCGUGACCAGAGUUGACAUUCAUGCCAUGAAAUUGGCACACUUUUUACCUUUGGAGGGGAAAAAUAACGAAAUAGGAGGCAUCAUGCCAUCGUUGUGAAGUUCGUUCAGAAAGAAACGAACAUGGUGCGGAUUCUGUUGCAUUUUUGACAGGAUUAAGUCAUGUCAGUAUUGUUGCAUGGUCUUCCUGAAGAUCCAGUGGUGAAGGCUAGGAACAAAGCAUAGGAAGCCAAGGAAGCCGACCCGGUGACGGUACUUCAACUAAUAAAGAAAGAGGCCGACUUGCGUUUUAGGGCCUGUGGAACCCCGGUGAUCUCUAGUUUCUGAUGUUAUGCUGCUUACUUCUGUUGCCACGAGAGUAUCCAAGUCUUUUAUGUAAUAGAACAUAUGUAAAACUCUGUAUUCUUCUCCUUCUAAUAUGAUGUGGCAGUGCUCCUGUUGUUU